GAGGGGGGGUGACUAUGAGCAUUUGCUCAUUUUGACGCCCGGGAACAUGUGUGCUGUUAAUCAUGUGACACAGACCUCACGAUGCUUUGAAUAUACUGCUGAAUCAAAUCUCCCUCCUGUGUGUGUGUGUGUGUGUGUGUGUGUGUGUGUGUGCGCUUUGAUACAACUCGAGCUUGGUAGACUGGAGUGUAAGCUGCUUAACUGUGCGCUAACUCAGGCCACAUGUGCUUCCUCUUCCCCACAGAGAGAGAGGAGAGGAGGAGGAGGAGGAGGAGGAGGAGGAGGAGAGAGGAAGAGGCGCUAUGACACAUUUAUUUGGUAUAUUAAAAAAAGACCCGAGUGACUCAGGAUGCCGAGCUUGUGCCGAGUGUUAUUUUAACCGUCCUGUUGCGUUAAAUCGAUCAUCUGACCUAUGAAGCAGCCCUACACCCAAAUCAGCCCCCCCCCCCCACAGACACCCGUCGGUCGGUCGGUCGGUCGGGUGAGCGUCUUGCACCGCCCGCCUCGUCUCGUCACCACGUUAUGGAGACUGCCCUCCGCUAGCAGCCCCGACACCCUCCCUCCUCCGGGUUGGAUCUGUGUCACCCACCGUUCAGCUGGCUGUUCACAUCCGUUUAACGGAGGGCAUUUCCUCAGAGACGCGUCCGCAUUUCACUUUUUUUGCUCCCCCCACCCCCCCACCCCACCCACCCAUCCACUAUGAACAGAUCCAAAAAAAUCAAUAAAUAGUGGCUGACUUGUGAAUUUCUCCACACGUCCCUCUUUUCUCGCUGACCUUUACUUUCACUCCGCCCCAGGGGCGGAUCUACAGGGGUGGCAACGGGGGUGGCAGCUGCCACCCUUGUUGCCACCCCACUGAUAAAUCAGAUAAUAUGUUUUUAAAGUAUAUUUUAUGUACAUGCAUGGCGAAGGUCAAUGAGACCCGCACCAAACUCGUCUCAAACAGAAGUCGCCGAUUUAGAAUCCUCCCCCUCCCCCCUCACAGGCGCGGAUCUACGGGGGUGGCAAAGGGGUGGCUAGAUCCACCACUGCUCCGCCUCGAUAAUUCCGUUUUCCGUUUCUUUCGCCCCCCCCCCCCCCCGGGGCCGCUUACGGACACCAAGCCACAGAAUAAUCUCGAUUUUUUUUUUUUUGGUUUUCUGAUCAGGCGCUACUUGACAAUAGCUUUGAUUGGUCCGUAACAGACAACAGAUGCACUGAGGUCUAAUCCAAUUGUGAGGGCGGGCGGGCUCGAGCGAGCGGGCUCGAGCUCGGCAGUCCUGACGGCCCAGCGGCCCGCGUGAGCAGCAUUGUUCUGAGAUGAGGGGAUUCGUUCUCUGUGUUUUUGUCAUCGUGGCGCUCACACCUGGCCAAGGUGAGGAACGUGGGCAGGCCAAACAGCUCUCGAAAGAGGAUGGAUACGAGGAGGAGGGGCUGCUCGAGUGUUUCCGCUGUGACCUGGGCUUCUGGGACGCCUGCUACACCACCAUCGCCCACUGCAGCGCCGGGGAGAGGUGCUACACCGGCCGGGGGAAAGCAGCCGACGUUCUGGAUAUCAAGACGCUGGGCUGUGCGAGGGCAGACGAGUGUGAGAUGGAGACAACCGUGGAGCUCUUCUCCAACACCACCACCAUCUACACCAUGACGAAGUACUGCUGCGACACACCCUUCUGCAACGGCGCAGGCAGACCCCCCGCCAACACACUCCUCUAUCUGACUGUGGCCGUCUUAACCGCACGACAGUUGGCGGAGGUUUCUGCUGGACCGCAAUAGUAAAAUUUAACACAUGUAUACGAGAACACAUCCGCCUCUCCAUCAGCAGACUGCUGCCGAGGUGGUGAAGCUAAACCAUUGUUUCAAUAGUGUCAUUUUGUGACUUGCUAGACACACUGGCAAGCUCAUCUUGACAGGUAUAAAAAGUAGUAAUUUGAAGGCUUUGUCAGAUAAUGUGGUUGAACACAGACUCUUGUUUGUAUUGCGUUUCAUGAAAAUUCUGACUUGUACUUAAACUGUAAUUUUACUUAUGUCGAUGAAAAAAAUACAUCACAAGAGUUGGUAA
Molecule: messenger RNA, 2038 nt
Organism: Lampris incognitus (smalleye Pacific opah)
Lineage: Eukaryota; Metazoa; Chordata; Actinopteri; Lampriformes; Lampridae
Product: sperm acrosome membrane-associated protein 4-like
Exons: 3
Coding region: 1300-1752 (150 amino acids)
Source: RefSeq, a predicted model, not a curated record